AUGAGUAACAAAAGAGGUACAAUAACAUGGCCUGUUGAAUCCUUUGUACGACAUAUCGCACUUCGCGUUUGUACAAGUACAGAAUUAUUCAGUAUUCUUCAACAUGUAUCUCAUUUACGAACAUUUGAAACAGCAUAUUUGGUGAUGAUGGACAUCAAUAAAAACGAAUUAGUACGACAUUUGCACUUAUCAUCACUUAGAAUUCAAAUCACAAGGUCCGUUUCAUUUGAAAGCAUCAAAUUAAUUCUUGAACACACACCAUCAUUAGUCCAUUUAAAAAUAAUAGUCACUAUAUUCGACGAAAAUAGUAAUUUAACUUUCAAAUCACUUUCCAAUGGAUCUGUAUGGGAAAAAUUUAUUGAAGAGAAUCUUCGUCUUUUAGAUAAAUUCGAAUUUUUAUUCGAAACAAAUUUUUGUGAUGAAAAUCCGCCUUUAAUCGAAACACUAAUUGAACCAUUUCAAACACCAUUUUGGCUACAACACAAGCAUUGGCUUGUGCACUGUGACUGCGCUCCCUCUAAGGAAUCAACUGAUUCAAAUACUCAACAUGAUCAUAUACCUGUGAUUGCUUGUAACACAGAUCUUGUAUUUAAAGCUGCUGUAGAUUUACCACGUUUUGGUCGGGGUGCUUUUCUUACAUGUUUAGAAAGAUUAUAUAAAAGCAUCAGUGGAAAUGAUCUUAAAUAUACAGCAUUUGUUGGUAAAACAUAUUCAAUUCAAUAUCAAUAUGCUGAAAUGAUAGCUAAUAAAAUAGCAUUAGUGAAUGAUCAACCACAAAUUGAAAAAGUUUAUUUCAUUGGUGAUAAUCCAGAUGGUCAUAUUGUUGGUGCAAAUAUGUAUGAUCAUGUAUUAAAACAAUCUAUGAACUUGAGGACAGGCAUUCGCGGUUACAGUUUACUAUCUGAUUCGCAGUUUUUAAGUGCAGCAGCAUGUGAGUCAAUUUUAGUAUGUUCAGGUGUUUAUGAACCAAAUAAACAGAAGCUGGAUGGUAAAAAACCAAGGAAAUUACCAAUAACAAUUCAACUUGAUGUUUUUGAAGCUGUUAAAUACAUUCUUUUUAAGGAAACAUGUCCAUGGAUUGCUAGCUAUUAG
Messenger RNA from Rotaria sp. Silwood2, 1092 nucleotides. The record is from the annotation of a GenBank genome assembly. Lineage: Eukaryota; Metazoa; Rotifera; Eurotatoria; Philodinida; Philodinidae.